CUUUUAUUACUUGGUUUGCGUCUAAUUGAAAACUUCACGUCUUUGCCCAUUUCAGGUUCUUACAAAAUCGGUACUGCGUCUGAAUCUGUUAAUGCAGCUUACAUAUUUUCUAGAAAAGAUCUUUCUCGGCCUGCUAUACAGAUUCCCUGCGCAAGCAAAGCUGUUGUAGCUGUCCGGUUCUGUCCUAUAUUUUUUAAUCUCAAAGCGACAAACUCAGGUUAAAUGGCUAGUGAUCAAGAAAACUCACAAGAUGCAAAUGCUCCUGAUGAUACUUCAGAAAAAGAAAUUACACGAGGCAUCACUAUUAUGAAGAGUAUCAUUCGUGAUAGAGAUAAAGCAGUAACAUAUAAUGUAAAUUGGAAUGCUGAUAACCAACUAAUUGGGUCUAAUGCUGCAAAGUUGGCAAGCUACAUUGGUACACUUGUUCAUAUGCACAUUCCAAUCACUGCUACAAGAUGGAGUAAUAAAGAGUUGGGUAGCGCUAAAGAUAAGAUUUGGACUGAGAUACUGAGGUCUUUUAACAUUGAAGAUACAACUAUCCGAAAAAAGUAUAUACUUCAAUUGGCCGGAAAAAGACACAGAGGGUGGAGAACGUUUUUAACAAACAAGUAUCUUAAGGACAAAGAAAUUUUUUUUGUUGAAUAUGAUCCGGAAUAUCCAGUGAAGUAUGCGAUCUUCAUUACAGAAGAAGAAUGGGUUGCUUUUGUAGCCCAAAGAAGAGACGAAAAUUUCAAGAAAGUGAGUGCCACAAAUCGCGAGAGAUCGUCAAAUCCCACGUAUGCAUACAAAAAAGGGCGUUUGGGAUAUGCACGCUUAGAGGAAAAAAUUUUAGACGAGACGAAAAGUGACGCAACAUCACUUCCGCCACAUGUUUUGUGGAAAGAAGCUCGUGUGGGAAAGGAUGGAACUGUUAGGGAUGACGUUCAACAUAUUUAUGAUGAAUGUGAGACCCUAUCUCAAUCGAUAAGCACAGCUGAGGACCAGGAGAACAGGAGCGUACUUAGUAGAGCACUAAAUGUUCCUGAGUAUCCCGGUCGGGUGAGGGGUAAAGGGCAUGGUUGUACUCCAACUUCCUUGUAUAAGAAUCCAAGGAGAAAAAAUCCUAGCAAUCAAGAAGUGAUGGAGACGUUGCAGGCAUUACAAGCGCAAGUUCUUCAAUUGCAAAAGGAUAAUGAGAGAUAUAGGUGUAUGGAAAAGUGCAGUUCACAGUUGAAAGAAACUAGUGAGAAAGCCAGUAUCAAUUGUCAAAAUAAAUUUCCCGAGGUAUUUGCCUAA
Lathyrus oleraceus (garden pea) is the source of this 1275-nucleotide messenger RNA. RefSeq lists its product as uncharacterized. Lineage: Eukaryota; Viridiplantae; Streptophyta; Magnoliopsida; Fabales; Fabaceae. The record is from RefSeq and is a predicted model, not a curated record. The coding region runs from base 223 to 1275 and encodes 350 amino acids. The transcript is spliced from 7 exons.